Striga asiatica is the source of this 1272-nucleotide messenger RNA. The record is from the annotation of a GenBank genome assembly. NCBI's taxonomy places the organism in Eukaryota, Viridiplantae, Streptophyta, Magnoliopsida, Lamiales, Orobanchaceae.
UUUUAAAUCAAAUCUUCAUUUUUUCUCGGCCCAAGGAGCUCAUUUCAGCUUCAAAUUCAUUCCAAGUAGCAAUCCCGUUCUUCAUCUUCAAGCUCCCAAUUUUCAGCCACCGCCAUCUUCCUCGAAGCCGAGCCUUUCAGCCCUAGACCCGCGAGCUACUGACGACCGAAGCUCCCGAUUUUCCGGCGAGCACCUUCUGUCCGCGGCAGAAGCAUCACACCGAGAGCGAGCCGAGAGACCGAGAACCGCAUCCAAGGCCUUUGUGCCACCUGCCCGCAAGCUAGCCCAAACCGAGAGCUUCGCAGCACUCCCAGCCAACCGAGCCUCGCUCAUCCACCCGAGCUCUUUUUUUUCUUCCAUUUCGGAAAUACCGAAGAAAGAUUAAAGAGGCGUCGAGACCUCAUUCAGACGCAUGUUCUUUCUAGCAGUUCAAUCAGUAAGCUAUCGAGACUUUGAAUUACUCGGUCGAGUUUCCAUGAAUCCUUUGACGCUGGUGAAGCGCAUCCAGAAUAUUAACAAGAAAGAAGCUAGCCUGGGAAUAUCAGAAGAGGCAUCAUGGCAUGCUAAGUACAAAGAUUCGGCUUAUGUUUACGUUGGCGGCAUUCCAUUUGACCUAACCGAAGGCGAUCUGCUUGCUGUCUUUGCUCAGUAUGGAGAGAUUGUUGAUGUUAACUUAAUCAGAGACAAAGGUACUGGGAAAUCCAAAGGAUUUUGCUUUAUUGCUUAUGAGGACCAAAGAAGCACAAAUCUCGCAGUCGACAAUUUAAAUGGUGCUCAAAUUUUGGGCCGAAUAAUUAGGGUUGAUCAUGUGAGCAAAUACAAAAAGCUAGAAGAAGAGGACGAGGAGACUAAGCAGAGGAAGAGGGAGGAAAGAGGCGUCUGCCGUGCUUUUCAGAAAGGGGAAUGUAACCGUGGAGAUAGCUGCAGAUUUUCUCAUGAUCAGCAGAGAGCAGCUGAUACUGGAUGGGGUGCCGAGGAUGAUAGACAUUCAAGGUGGGUACAGGACAAGUUUGAGGGAAGAACCGGACAUUUUCGUCCAAAGGCAAUUGAAACUGCACAAGAUCGGCACCGUGAUAGUAAAAGGUCCAAACGGAAGGACUCCAUGGAAGAAGGUGAUUAUAGAAAUGAUAUGAGGUCAAGAAAGUACGAGUCUGAGUCAUAUCACAAAUAUGGCAGAGACAGUAGCAGUAGGUCGGGUCGUGACAGUCGAAACCAUCGUGUUCGUGCGAAAGAUGGACAUGAAUGAAUUACACAACAUUGCUCACAUUAGUU